UCCUCCUCGUCCUUCUUCUUCUCAAUUAUUUUGAAGUUCUUAUCGCAAAGAUGGGGGAUUUAGGAGCAAGAGAAACUCGGACGAGUGAACCCACUUCUUCUACAAUAUCUAACGACGGGUCGUGCGAGACCAAGGAGCCUUCCAGCUCGGAAGAUGAAAAUGAAAACUCAAUCGUGUUCGGAUUGAUCGAGUAAAUCGCUCUUCAACCUUAGUUUAUACCCGUGUUCGUGGAUGAAACUGAUCUCUUUUGGAGAAGAAUUUAUUACAAUAUACACAUGCAUCUAUAGGGCAAUCUGGUGACGGAAUCCAUGUCUACAGAAUGGACAGAUGAGAAACACAGCUUGUACCUCAAGUCCAUGGAAGCAUCAUUUGUAAACCAGUUAUAUGAUUCCACGGAUUCUCUUGGUUUUUGCCGCUUGUCAGAUUCAACAUACUCCAGGAAAAAGUAUCUUAGCACUCGCACCCCUUCUGGCCAGUUUAAGGUUCUUCUAGGUGGCCGCUGGAAGGAGAUUAAUUUUGACAGAGCUGUUGAGCUUCAACUCAAGAAUGCAGACGGGUCUAAAGGUCUUCUGGCAAAUCCUUGGAUACGGCACUUUAGCUCUGGAUGCACACCACGUGUUGUAGGAUCUGCAGAUCUCCCGAACAAUGUUACAACCACAAGUGAAGCUUUGGAUUUAGUUGGGAACCACAGUGUGUUCUGCGGAUCAGAUACUUGUAAUUUGAAGCACAAUCGUGCGUGUCACUUUCAUCUAGACCAUCAUGAUUUGGUUAGCAGCGACACAGAGGGGUCUGAUCAGAACUUUGCUAAUGAAGAAGCUGAAGGAGAAAAGGAAAGCCUUAUGUGCAAAGCAAAAAGGUUGAAAUCUUGUUCAAGUGAUGCUUCUAUCAAUGAUCAGGUUGUUCCACAUAAUAGCUCUCCCACAACAGAAGAUGUUACCAAGAAUUGUGUCCCGAACCGUGCAUAUCAAUAACGAGGAGAUCUAACAGAGGUAUUCACUGCUGUGCGAGAUGAAGGGGAAAAGUUGCUUUUCGGUUCUUAAGCUGUUCUGGUGGUUCUUGCCUAGCAUCAGUGCUACCAGAUAGGAAGUAUAAAGAUCGUGGAAGCAUGAACUGUCUGCGGCCAUCAAUCUAUGUGUGUGUGUACAUACAUUGAUAUAUAUAUCACUGCCACUAUUCUGGUAAUAUACUAGGACCAUUGGCUGUGUUGAAAAUUGGAGCCGUGUUGAAUGACAUGUAGGCGUUAGUGUUACUGAUUGAUUAUCCGCAAGAAUUUCUUCCGGAUGUAGAAUAGAUUAUCUGCAUCUAUUUCUGGAUGAUAUGGCAAAAAUGCUUUUUUCUA
Carya illinoinensis is the source of this 1339-nucleotide messenger RNA. RefSeq names its product cold-regulated protein 27-like. Gene Ontology annotation, biological process: response to cold; regulation of circadian rhythm. NCBI's taxonomy places the organism in Eukaryota, Viridiplantae, Streptophyta, Magnoliopsida, Fagales, Juglandaceae. The coding region runs from base 309 to 971 and encodes 220 amino acids. The transcript is spliced from 6 exons. The record is from RefSeq and is a predicted model, not a curated record.